AUGCUCUCCUACCCUCUAUUAGCCAGACCCUUCAAACCGCUGCAGCCGCGGAUCCUUGAGAAGCCGACCAAGUUUAACCCUCCCUCCCAUGGGAAACGACUGAAGCAACAGAUUCCACGCCAUUAUGGGCCGCAACUCACAGGAGAGCAGAGAAACGAACAACAGACGAAGAAAUACCCCAACAUGAUGCCUGCCCCAGGCACGUUCAUGCAUUGGUUCCUUACAAGUCGGGGCAUCCACACAUUUAUCUCCCUGGGCAUCCUCGUUCUCCUCGCCUCCAUCACCGCCUUCGAAAACUGGCGCCUGGCUACCGCCUUCCGCGAACAGCUACCUACAGCUGGGGACUUCCUCUCUCAACCGCUAACCGCGUUCUGGCAAGCGGUCGAAGUAUUCAAAUUGGAGACUGCGAAAACGAGCGCCGAGACUGCCGAGAAAAGAAGGAGGAGUGUGGAGGACGUGCAGAAGAGGAAUGCCUAUCGCAUAGCGCAUGGCUUGCAGGAUGAGAAUAGCGAGGGGCUGGGUGGGUGGACGGCGAGGAGUGACGUGGAGACUCUAGGAUCGGGGGCGAAAGCUGAUGGUGCCGUUGGGAGACCGGUAGGCGUAGAGCCUGGGCAAGAGGUGGAGCCCGAGGGAGUCGGGAAGGGUGGUGAUGGGAGAGAGGGCCCUGUUAAUGAUCGGGAGGGUAGGAAGAAGCACGUUAAGAAGUGGUUGGGGAUUUGGUAA
Messenger RNA from Letharia lupina, 723 nucleotides. RefSeq lists its product as uncharacterized. NCBI's taxonomy places the organism in Eukaryota, Fungi, Ascomycota, Lecanoromycetes, Lecanorales, Parmeliaceae. The record is from RefSeq and is a predicted model, not a curated record. The transcript has 3 exons. The coding region runs from base 1 to 723 and encodes 240 amino acids.